AUGAGGGCCAGAGAUGUGUGUCAGCUCCUGGUCUAUAAGAGCCACUGUCUGGAUGACAACAGCUGGAGCCUGGUGGAGCAUCACCCACUACUGGGCCUCGGUGUGUGUGUGUGUGUGUGUGUGUGUGCGCAUCGAGUGUGUUAAGGUUGGGGAAGCAUAUACUAUAGAUCCUAGCUACCUAAAAGCUUCAAUCACAUAAAAUCUACAGUUCUGUUUACCUUCUGUGACCUUUUUAGUGUGGUUUUAUUGCCUCACCUUUUUAGUGUGGUUUUAUUGCCUCACCUUUUUAGUGUGGUUUUAUUGCCUCACCUUUUUAGUGUGGUUUUAUUGCCUCACCUUUUUAGUGUGGUUUUAUUGCCUCACCUUUUUAGUGUGGUUUUAUUGCCUCACCUUUUUAGUGUGGUUUUAUUGCCUCACCUUUUUAGUAUGGUUUUAUUGCCUCACCUUUUUAGUGUGGUUUUAUUGCCUCACCUUUUUAGUGUGGUUUUAUUGCCUCACCUUUUUAGUGUGGUUUUAUUGCCUCACCUUUUUAGUGUGGUUUUAUUGCCUCCCUCUUAUUCUCUAUCCUGUUUUCCACAAAGCUUUCCUAUCUCUACUGACUGUUACUGGGAUAGAAGACUGUUUUAUACUUGAUAGAUAAUCGUAAUUUUUGGAAAAACUUAAUGGGAGAGAUGGAAUGUGAGAGGAGCGCAGAGAAAGGGAGGGGGUGGAGAAAGAGAGGGAGAGGGGGAAGGGUGCAGAGGCACAGUGUCAGUAUCAGGCCAAUGCAGCAAACAGCCAAUCCCAGAGCUGCAUUGGUCGAGCCCCCAGACAGCUCAGACAAUCAGCUCUCUCCCUCUACUUCAACAGGAAAUUCCCCUGCUAGACGCCAGGACAGAGUGGCGCAGACACACACACACACACACACACACACACACACACACACACACACACACCUUGAGGUCUGUGUUAGCCAGCAGUGAGGCACGGUAUGGGCUCAAUCCUUUUUGAGCAACUGUGGGUUUUAGCACUGUGUGUGUGUGCGUGCGUCCAACCUGGAACAUCGUGUCACUAUGGGUUUCCAAUCAGCUAGAGUCAUGUGAUCUCAAGAUCAAGAGAGGGAGAGAGAAAGGAGAACACACACUUCUAGCCUAUACAUCAAAACAAAAAUAGAGAUAGUUAACAAUGUACGAGGUCUAAUACUCUCAAUAGUCAACAUCAGCUUUUUAGGGGGAGGAGUUACAGAGGGAGGGAGAGACAGAGGUAGAGAAGAAGAAGAGACUGAGGGAGGGAGGGAGGGAGGAGGGAGAGUGAGAGGUAGAGACAUGGAUGAGAAGCAGACAGAGGGAGAGAUAGCUGGCGAGAGAGCUGGCCUCUGCUUCUUUGUCAAAUCAAGUUAAAUAUAUGACAUCAUCCUACUGCAAUACCAAAACCUGCUUCUCUCACGUGUGCGUGCUCACAGCCUACCUACCAAUGUCUUCCCUCCUCUCUUUUCCAGUGGCCCCUCACUCAGAUACUGGAAACAAGUGUGAUAACCAACUGUGACAAUGCAAAUAAAUGGGCUAAUUGCUGAUGUCUCUCUAUUCUCCCUCUCCCUCUCCCCCUCCUCUCUGCAGAGCGCUGUCUGGAGGACCAUGAGUUGGUGGUUCAGGUUCAAGCCUCUAUGACCAGCGACAGUAAAUUCCUCUUCAGGAAGAACUAUGCCAAGUAUGAGUUCUUCAGGAACCCCCUGGUGAGUCCUCUGUACACACGCGCACACACACACAAACACACACCGUCGCACACACACACUGCCGCGCAUGUUUGCACACACAUGCCACACACACAUAAGCACACACACACACUGCCUGAGUUGAUUCAGUAAGAGGGAGUGACCUCACCUCAGGGCUUUGGUAAUGACUACAGUAAAACUACCAUGUCAAUCACACUAAGAGGUGUGUGUAUGAGUGCCCGCCAAGGAAUUACGUCAGGGGGUGAGAUCAUACUGCAUCUACUCUGGAUCGCUCUCCUCUCUCCAUCUCUCUCCCCUAUCCUCGCUCUCUCUCCUUCUACUCUCUCUCUCUCUCUCGCUCUCUUUCUCUCUCUCCUUCCUUCCUUCCUUCCUUCCUUCCUUCCUUCCUUCCUUCCUUCCUUCCUUCCUUCCUUCCUUCCUUCCACUCUCUCUCGCUCAUAUCUCCCCACUCUUCUCUUUCUCUCAUUCUCUCGCACGCCCUCUUAAUAGUGGUUCCAUCACUAAUGUGAUACUGAAGUCCCUGAAGUAUUUUUCUCUCUGUUCUCUCAUUCUGUUGUAUUCUCUCUCUCCUUUUAUUUUUCUCUAUCUUCUUUCAUUCGCUCUCCUAAUUCAGUCUCUCUCUCUCUCUCUCUCUGUGCAGAACUUCUUUCCGGAGCAGAUGGUGGCAUGGUGUCAGGAAUCUAACGGCUCCAUCCCCCAGUCACAGCUCUUACAGGUGGAGUACUGUUACACCACACACACACACACACCCACGCAUUCGCGCACCUCUAUCCCCACAUACACAAGCACACAUUCCAGAGAGUCCUUACUCACUCCCCUGUGUGUGUUGGUACAGAACUUCCUAAACUCCAGCAGCUGUCCGGAGGUGCAGGGGUUCCUCUAUCUGAAGGAGUCGGGGAGGAAGUCCUGGAAGAGACUUUCCAUGUUCCUCAGGCGCUCUGGACUCUACUGCUCCACUAAGGGAUCCUCCAAGGUAGGAAGAAAAUCAGGGAUGUGUCCAAAAUGGCUCCCCAUUCCCUGUGUAGUGCCCUUGUUUUUUGGCCAUAGACCCUUAUGGCAGCCAAUUAUCUAUAUAGUGCACUACACUAAAGAAACUACUCCAAGGAAGGACUGUUCAAACCCCCUCCCUCCCUCCCUCCCUCUAGGAGCCCAGACACCUCCAGUUGUUAUCAGACCUGGAGGACAGCAGUGUGUUCACAGUGACCACAGGGAGGAAGCUGCACAACGCCCCCACUGACUACCAGUUCUGUAUCAAGGUGAGGGACACACACACACACACACUGGCCCCAGGUAACAGAUAGUCCUGUACUGUGUGUACCUCUGCUGGGGUUAUCCCUGGAUGUAACCAGGUUAUACUGGCUCAGCCUAGUGGGAUAAGCUGGGACAGGGCAUGCUAGGACACACUGAGCCUGACACACAAACAGAUCAAAUGUUAUUUUUCACAUGCUUCAUAAACAACAGGUGUAGACAAACAGUGAAAUGCUUACUUACGGGCCCUUCCCAACGAUGCAGAGAGAAAGAAAAUAGAGAAAUAAUAGAAAAGUAAUAAUAAAAACACAAUGAGUAACGAUAACCUGACCUUCAGAAAGUAUUUAUACCCCUUGACUUAUUCCACAUUUUGUUGCCUUACAACCUGGAAUUAAAAUUGAUUUUUGGGGGGCUUGUAUAAUUUGAUUUACACAACAUGCCUACCACUUUGAAGAUGCAAAAUAUUUUUUCUUGUGAAACAAACAAGAAAUAAGACUGAAAACUAUUCACCCCUUUUUUCUGGUCACUCUUCUGUAAAGCCCAGCUCUGUGGAGUGUACGGCUUAAAGUGGUCCUAUGGACAGAUACUCCAAUCUCCGCUGUGGAGCUUUGCAGCUCCUUCAGGGUUAUCUUUGGUCUCUUUGUUGCCUCUCUGAUUAAACGCCCUCCUUGCCUGGUCCGUGAGUUUUGGUGGGCGGCCCUCUCUUGGCAGGUUUGUUGUGGUGCCAUAUUCUUUCAAUUUUGUAAUAAUGGAUUUAAUGAUGCUCCGUGGGAUGUUCAAAGUUUCUGAUAUUUUUUUAUAACCCAACCCUGAUCUGUACUUCUCCACAACUUUGUCCCUGACCUGUUUGGAGAGCUCCUUGGUCUUCAUGGUGCCGCUUGCUUGGUGGUGCCCCUUGCUUAGGGGUGUUGCAGACUCUGGGGCCUUUCAGAACAGGUGUAUAUAUACUGAGAUCAUGUGACAGAUCAUGUGACACGUAGAUUGCACACAGGUGGAAUUUAUUUAACUAAUUAUGUGACUUCUGAAGGUAAUUGGUUGCACCAGAUCUUAUUUAGGGGCUUCAUAGCAAAGGGGGUGAAUACAUAUGCACGCACCACUUUUCCGUUAUUUAAUUUUUUUAAUUUUUUUGAAACAAGUUCACUUCACGUAUUUGGACUAUUUUGUGUAUGUUCAUUAAAUGAAAUCCAAAUAAAAAUAAAUUUAAAUUACAGGUUGUAAUGCAACAAAAUAGGAAAAACGCCAAAGGGGAUGAAUACUUUUGCAAGGCACUGUACACACAAUACCCCAUAAUGACAAAGUGAAAAGGUUUUUUUUUUUUUUUUUAUGUUUGCAAAUUGAAAAAUUCUCCCAGUGUCUGGUGUAAAGCAGACUGAACAUUGACAUUUACAUUUACAUAAUUUAGCAGACGCUCUUAUCCAGAGCGACUUACAAAUUGGUGCAUUCAACUUAUGAUAGCCAGUGGGACAACCACAUUUUUUUGGUGGGGGAGGGGGGGGGUAGAAGGAUUACUUUUAUAUUAUUCCAGGUAUUCCUUAAAGAGGUAGGGUUUCAAGUGUCUCCGGAAGGUGGUCAGUGACUCCGCUGUCCUGGUGUCAUGGGGGAGCUUGUUCCACCAUUGGGGUGCCAGAGCAGCGAAUAGCUUUGACUGGGCUGAGCGGGAACUGUGCUUCCGUAUAGAGGUAGGGGGGCUAGCAGGCCAGAGGUGGAUGAACAUAGUGCCCUUGUUUGGGUGUAGGGUCUGAUCAGAGCCUGAAGGUAAGGAGGUGCCGUUCCCCUCACAGCUCCGUAGGCAAGCACCAUGGUCUUGUAGUAGAUGCGAGCCUCAACUGGAAGCCAGUGGAGUGUGCGGAGGAGCGGGGUGACAUGAGAGAACUUGGGAAGGUCGAACACCAGACGGGCUGCAGCGUUCUGGUAAAUUGUAGGGGUUUAAUGGCACAGGCAGGGAGCCCAGCCAACAGCGAGUUGCAGUAAUCCAGACGGGAGAUGACAUGUGCCUGGAUUAGGACGUGUGCCGCUUUCUGUGUAAGGUAGGGUCGUACUCUGCGAAUGUUGUAGAGCAUGAACCUGCAGGAUCGGGUCACCGCUUUGAUGUUAGCGGAGAACGACAGGGUGUUGUCCAGGGUCACGCCAAGGUUCUUUACACUCUGGGAGGAGGACACAAUGGAGUUGUCAACCAUGAUGGCGAGAUCAUGGAGCGGGCAGUCCUUCCCCGGGAGGAAGAGCAGCUCCGUCUUGCCGAGGUUCAACUUGAGGUGGUGAUCCGACAUCCACACUGAUAUGUCUGCCAGACAUGCAGAGAUGCGAUUCGCCACCUGGUUAUCAGAAGAAUUGUGUGUCGUCUGCGUAGCAAUGAUAGGAGAGACCAUGUGAGGAUAUGACAGAGCCAAGUGACUUGGUGUAUAGAGAGAAUAGGAGAGGGCCUAGAACUGAGCCCUGGGGGACACCAGUGGUGAGAGCACGUGGUGCGGAGACAGAUUCUCGCCACGCUACCUGGUAGGAGCAACCUGUCAGGUAGGACGCAAUCCAAGAGUGAGCAGCGCCGGAGAUGCCCAACUCGGAGAGGGUGGAGAGGAGGAUCUGAUGGUUCACAGUAUCAAAGGCAGCAGAUAGGUCUAGAAGGAUAAGAGCAGAGGAGAGAGAGUUAGCUUUAGCAGUGCGGAGAGCCUCCGUGACACAGAGAAGAGCAGUCUCAGUUGAAUGACCAGUCUUGAAACCUGACUGGUUUGGAUCAAGAAGGUAAUUCUGAGAGAGAUGGCAGGAGAGUUGGCUAGAGAUGGCACGCUCAAGAGUUUUUGAGAGAAAAGAAAGAAGGGAUACUGGUCUGUAGUUGUUGACAUUGGAGGGAUCGGGUGUAGGUUUUUUGAAGAGGGGUGCAACUCUCGCUCUCUUGAAGACGGAAGGGACAUGGCCAGCGGUCAAGGAUGAGUUGAUGAGCGAGGUGAGGUAAGGGAGAAGGUCUCCGGAAAUGGUCUGGAGAAGAGAGGAGGGGAUAGGGUCAAGCGGGCAGGUUGUUGGGAGGCCGGCCGUCACAAGUCGCAAGAUUUCAUCUGGAGAGAGAGGAGAGAAAGAAGUCAAAGCAUAGGGUAGGGCAGUGUGAGCAGGACCAGCGGUGUCAUUUGACUUCAUAAAUGAGGAUCGGAUGUCGUCAACCUUCUUUUCAAAAUGGUUGACGAAGUCAUCCACAGAGAGGGAGGAGGGAGGGGGAGGAGGAGGAGGAUUCAGCAGGGAGGAGAAGGUGGCAAAGAGCUUCCUAGGGUUAGAGGCUUGACAUUUAAAGUGGUAGAAAGUGGCUUUAGCAGCGGAAACAGAGGAAGAGAAUGUAGAGAGGAGGGAGUGAAAAGAUGACAAGUCCGCAGGGAGUCUAGUUUUCCUCCAUUUCCCUCUUCUGUGAGCUCAAACAUUAGGGUUAGUAUUGUGGAUUAACUACAAUCUCCUAUCACAGCCAUUAAACUCUGUAACUGUUUUAAAGUCACCAUUCGCCUCAUGGUGAAAUCCGUGAGCGGUUUCCUUCCUCUCCGGCAACUGAGUUAGGAAGGAUGUUUGUAUUUUCUUUGUAGUGACUGGAUGUAUUGAUACACCAUCUAAAGUGUAAUUCAUAACUUCACCAUGCUCAAAGGGAUAUUCAAUGUCUGUUUGUUUUUUUACCAAUAGGUGCCCUUCUUUGCGAGGCAUUGUUAAACCUCCCUGGUCUUUGUGGUUGAAUCUGUGUUUGAAAUUCACUGCUCGACUGAGCGACCUUACAGAUAAUUGCUUGUGUGGGGUACAGAGAUGAGGUAGUCAUUCGGAAAUCCUGAUAAACACUAUUAUUGCACACAGAAUGAGCCCAUGCAACUUAUUAUGUGACUUGUUAAGCAAAUUUAUUCUCCUGAACUUAUUUAGGCUUGCCAUAACAAAGGGGUUGAAUGCUUAUUGAUUCAACACAUUUCACCUUUUAAUUUGUAAAAUUUCUAAAAACAUAAUUCCACUUUGAUAUUAUGGGUUAUUGUGUUUAGGUGUCCACAUACUUUUGCAUAUAUGGUGUAUGUACAUAUAACUAGGAAUAAAGUGACAGAUCAAACAGUAGCAGCAGCGUAUGUGAUGAGUCAGAGUUGGUGCAAAAUGGGUCAAUGCAGAUAGUCUGGGUAGCUAUUGGUUAACUAUUUAGCAGUCUUAUGGCUUAGGGGUAGAAGCUGUUCAGGUUCCAGACUUGGUGCAUCAGUACCGCUUGCCGUGCAGUAGCAGAGAGAACAGUCUAUGGCUGGGGCGGCUGGAGUCUGACACGGCCCCAGUGAUGUACUGGGCUGUCUGCACUACCCACUGUAGCCCCUUGGCUGAUUGUUUGACUGACAGCCCAGUGAGGCUCCAUGAUUUGCUGAUUGUUUGACAGCCCGGUAAGGUUCUGUGAUUGGCUGAUUGUUUGAUUGACAGCCCAGUAAGGUGAGGAGUGAGUGCAAGGAGCUGAGGAUGCUGUGUGCCGAAGAUGAACAGAGCAGAACCUGCUGGAUGACUGCCUUCAGACUGUUAAAGGUACAGUACACACACACACACACACACACACACACACACACACACACACACACACACAACCACACACACUCACAGUAUCUUCUGUUUAACUGAUGUUUCAAUUAUAUGUAUUACUUAAAAAUUAUUUUUGUUGUGCGCUACAUAUAUGUUCUGUUUUGACAGUAUGGAAUAUUACUGUAUCAGAACUACAAGAGUCCCCAGCAGCAGAAGUCUCCGGUCUCACACUUCUCUACUCCUGUGGUAAGACUCCUAUUCACAUAUUUGUAUUCCCUACUCUAUGACUACUGGUUAGAGUUAUCCUGUUUUAUCCUGAAUGUCAAUUUACUGUUAAGCAGACUAGGAUCUAUUGGAGAGGGUAGCGUGGCUCAGACAACUUCUCUGUCUCUGUAGAGGAGUGUGUCUGAGAACUCUCUGGUGGCCAUGGACUUCUCUGGCAGAACGGGACGCAUCAUAGAAAACCCUCUGGAAGCACAGAACGCCGCGGUGGAGGAGGGACAGACAUGGAGGGUGAGGAGGAGAGGAGGAAGGAGAUGGGAUGGAAGAUUGGGAAACUCAGUCUGAAAAAGGUUUACUUCUGUCAUUCUAAAUCUAACAUUGUUUUGUUUGUUUAUCUUUCUUGCCGUCAGAAACGGGGUCAGCGUAUGAAUGCUCUGGGCAGCCCCAGCCCCCUCCACCCAUCUUCUCUCAGCUCUGGUAUCCUACACUUUACAUUACCUUGCUCUUAUACCUGUGUAGUAGUACUGUAAUAAUUACACUAGUAACAACAUUUAACAGUAACUUCAUAAAUGCUUAGUAAUGGAGUUUAUUGUUACACAAGUGGAAUAAGAAGCAGUUCCUAUAGCAGUUCCUACAUCUGUGGAUGCAUCCCAAAUGGCACCCUAUUUCCUUCAUUGUGCACUACUUAUGGGCCCUGGUCAUAAGUAGUGCACUAUAUAGGGAAAGGUUGCCAUUUGGGAUGCAGACUGCUUGUAUCUCUGCAUGUGUAAAUGUGGAUAGUGCAUGUACACGUCUUGUGUUUAUACUUUGAAAGCAGAAAAUGCCUUUCAGACACCUGAUACCUGAUGUUGUUGUGUCUUUCAGUGAUCCACAGAACACAGCUAUGGUUCCAUGGUCGCAUCAUUAGAGAAGAGUCCCACAAGAUGAUCAUGCAACAAGGACAAGUAGACGGGUAAGACUUAGAAGCUGUAUUAUCCAUCUAUCCACCCACCCAGCCACCCAUCCAUCCAUCCAUCCAUCCAUCCAUCCAUCCAUCCUAGUACCCACAAACCAUCCCUAUGUAUAGAUGUACAGUGUAAGUGACAAUGUUUUGUGUGUGUGCGUGUGUGUGUCAGGUUGUUCCUGCUGAGAGACAGUCAGAGUAACCCCAAGGCAUUUGUCCUGACCUUGUGCCACCACCAGAAGAUCAGACACUUCCAGAUCCUACCGGUCAGUUAUUUCUACUCAUCUACCUCUCUAUUCUGUUCCACUUCCUUCUUGUUCAUCCAGUUUGUCUCCAUCUCAAUUUGCUCUCACAUCCUAUCUCCUAGUCUCUUUCUCAACUGUAUUGUAUAUGUGUAUAAUAGCUAACUUGUCUCCUCUCUCUCACAGUGCGAGGAGGAGGGUCAGAUGUUGUUCAGUUUGGAUGAUGGUUCCACCAAGUUCACAGACCUGAUCCACCUGGUGGAGUUCUACCAGCUCAACAGAGGGGUGCUGCCCUGCAAGCUCAAACACCCUUGUACCGCCGUGGCCUUGUGA
Molecule: messenger RNA, 9199 nt
Organism: Coregonus sp. 'balchen'
Lineage: Eukaryota; Metazoa; Chordata; Actinopteri; Salmoniformes; Salmonidae
Source: the annotation of a GenBank genome assembly